CCUAGUAUGGAGAAAUGUGGAAUAACAGAAGCAGGUUGUGUUUACCUGAGCAAAGCUCUGAGAUCAAACCCUUCUCAUCUGAGAGCGCUGGACCUGAGCAAGAACAACAUUGGAGACUCGGGAAUGAAACAUCUUUGUAUUUCUCUGGUGAAAAUUCAGUGUGUAUUGGAAACACUAAAUCUGGAGAACUGUAGAGUAACAGAAGCAGGCUGUGUUUACCUGAGCAAAGCACUGAGAUUAAACCCUUCUCAUCUGAGAGUACUGGACCUGAGCUGGAACAACAUAGGAGACUCUGGAGUUAAAUAUCUUUGUACUUCUCUUAUGAACAUUCAGUGUGCAUUGGAAACACUAAGGUUGUCCAAGUGUAAAGUUACACAUGAAGGUGUGACAGCACUGACUGAAGCUCUGAAGUCAAAUCCAUCCCACCUGAAAGAAGUUGAUCUGCUUGAGAAUGAUACUGGACAAGUCAUCAAAAAACAGUGUUCAUUAAGAUAACUCUAAAAAUAAACAUUCAAGCUUUUAACAUUGUGAUGAUACAAAUUUAAAGGGAUAGUUCACCAAAAAUGAAUUUGUUUUGUUUACUCACCCUCAUGUUGUUGCAAACCUGCAUGAAUUUCUUUCUUCUGUUGCACACAAAAGAAGA
Labeo rohita (rohu) is the source of this 643-nucleotide messenger RNA. RefSeq names its product ribonuclease inhibitor-like. The record is from RefSeq and is a predicted model, not a curated record. NCBI's taxonomy places the organism in Eukaryota, Metazoa, Chordata, Actinopteri, Cypriniformes, Cyprinidae. The transcript is spliced from 3 exons. The coding region runs from base 7 to 495 and encodes 162 amino acids. Gene Ontology annotation, molecular function: protein binding.